AUGAAAGAUCCUCUGGAGUAUAUCAACAAAAUAAACUUCAACACAAACCGGUUUCCGCAGUAUACCCAUAUCCUGAUGGAAAACGGAGAUGACGUUGGGCCUUUUGUAGCCAAACUGUCCAGCUACAAAUUAUCAGACGAAGACAAAUUGAAGCAGCAAAAAUAUAAUGAGAAAUAUAUAAAAAUAAACAAAAAAUUGUCAUCUGAUAAUUCUUCUAUGUCCAUUUUUAAAUUUAAUUAUAAGCCAUAUGUGAACAACAAAUUUAAGAAAUCGAUCAUGCUAUCUGCUGUUGUUUUGACUUCAGCCUUAUUGUAUGAUAAGCGGGAGAAGCUGCGGUUGGCCUUUACUCGGGGCAGCGGAGGGAAGGAGUCCAAUUUUUUAAAGUAUAAUUCCUUGGAACGUUAA
Plasmodium fragile is the source of this 405-nucleotide messenger RNA. RefSeq lists its product as uncharacterized. NCBI's taxonomy places the organism in Eukaryota, Apicomplexa, Aconoidasida, Haemosporida, Plasmodiidae. The record is from RefSeq and is a predicted model, not a curated record. The coding region runs from base 1 to 405 and encodes 134 amino acids. The transcript is spliced from 2 exons.